AUGAACCUUUCUCGAUUUUUGACUUUUGGCAUUUCUCCUUUCUUUGGAGUAUUAUUUGCUGGCCGAGACUUGGCCAGAGGAUGGGGUGACAACAUAACAUGGCUGCAAUUGCAGGACGCGUUGCAAGAAGCACAGAUAGUCCAGAAACCAAUGAUGGUCAUCGUACAUAAAGAAAGCUGUCCGGUCUGUGCUCGAGUAAAGCCACUCUUCGCGUCCCAUCCUGGUAUCAACAAAUUAAGCCAGCAUUUUGUGAUGGUCAACCUGGAGCCCGAUGAAGUCCCUCGCACGCCAGAGUUUGAGCCUGAUGGCGCUUAUGUUCCCAGAAUCUUAUUUUUCAGCCACGAUGGAAGAAUUUUUAGAAACAUCAUUGGCAAAGAACCCAGAAAUAAGUACUUCUACGACGAUAUGCGUCUUUUGGAGAACAAUAUGAAAAGGGUGUUGAGGCAGUAUAGAGAAGUUCAACAUCCAUCUGAUGCUGCUCAAUAG
Molecule: messenger RNA, 486 nt
Organism: Candidula unifasciata
Lineage: Eukaryota; Metazoa; Mollusca; Gastropoda; Stylommatophora; Geomitridae
Source: the annotation of a GenBank genome assembly